Stylonychia lemnae is the source of this 3870-nucleotide messenger RNA. The record is from the annotation of a GenBank genome assembly. NCBI's taxonomy places the organism in Eukaryota, Ciliophora, Spirotrichea, Sporadotrichida, Oxytrichidae.
AUGCUCAUAAAUGAGCAGAGCAAAUAAAUUUAAAUGCCAACAGUUUUCAAUGUUGACUAUUCUGGAGACAGAUCACUAUAUGCCAGUUUUCAGCCACCUUGCGCAUCAACUUAGUAAAUCCUUGGAGACCUUUUUUCUACUUAUGAUAAAUUCAUAAAGCCAAUGGUUGAACCUAAUGAUGAAAUCAAUGAACUAUUCUAAAUUGAUGAGAAUGAGAUUAUGGCCAAGCAUGUAGCAUCAAUUUUAGAAGAAGGAAUCGAUGAGCACGAAUAGAGAGACUAUCUUGAUCAUGAAGUCACUAGUAUUUAUCAAUAGGCAAUCCAAUCGAAUAUUGAGAAAGCUAAUGUGAGAUUAGACACUGAUCUGGCUAUAUCUGUCCCACAAUUUAAACUUUUGACUGGGUAGAUUUAAGGAUAUAAUGCUCAAAUUUCUCAAUUAGUCCAAGAUACUCUCGAGCUAAAAUAAGAUCUCUUAAAAGAAGAAGAACUUGAUCAGUUGCUUAGGGAUAUUGAUAUAAGUGAUUCAAUAAAUACUCUAUAAGCAGAAGUUAACACUGCAACUCAACUUCAUAUAAUUCACAAAGCAUUAGAAGCAAAAAACAUUGCAAUGAACAGGAAUUAAGAAAGAGGCACUGGAGAGGAGUCUAAGAACAAGUUUCAAAGCAACAAUGAAAUUGAUAAGGCAUUGAUAGAGAAGAGAAAAUACAACUAAUCUCUGAUUGAGAAGCAAUAAGAAGCACAGCAAAUCAAAGAUGCUUAAAUUUUGUAGAAUUCCCAAAUUAUAGAAAAAAAUAUGUCAAUCAAUACAUCAUCAUCAAUAGAUUUCGCUUUCAAAGAUCACAAUGAAGAUGAGAUUGAAUUUAUAGUACAAGAUAAUAGACCUUUGAGGGAGUAAAUUGAGUCAAACAGGAUUGAAGAAGAAAAGUUCAAAGACUCCACAAUGCAAAUAGAUACCACUCUAAAUGGAAAAUAACAGAAUGCAACAGAAAUUAACAAGAAAUGGUUCUAAGUCGAUGAGCUGGAUGUUAGAAGAUUUUAGGAACUAGUUCCAAAUAUGGUAAUAGAGUACCCCUUCGAGCUGGAUGAAUUCCAAAAAAGAGCGAUAUACAGACUAGAGUAGAACUGUUGUGUUUUCGUGGCUGCUCAUACUUCAGCAGGUAAAACAGUUGUAGCUGAGUAUGCUAUUGCCUUAGCCUUUAAGCAUGCUACAAAGACGAUAUACACUUCACCAAUAAAGGCACUUUCAAAUUAAAAAUUCAGAGAAUUCAAAGAUUUAUUUGGAGAUGUCGGUAUUAGAACAGGAGAUGUAACUCUGAAUGGAAGUGCUUCGUGUGUUGUCAUGACUACUGAAAUUUUACAGCAAAUGAUUUACAAUGAGUCUGAUUUUCUAAAAGAUGUUGAAUGGGUUAUCUUUGAUGAAGUCCAUUAUAUCAACAAUGAAGUAAGACAUAUCAAUUUAAAAGAAUACCAAUAGGAAAGAGGUACUGUUUGGGAAGAAGUCAUCAUGAAGUUACCAGAUCAUAUAAAUUUUGUAAUGCUUUCAGCCACAGUUCCCAAUUACAAAGAAUUCGCUGAAUGGGUUGGUAGAACUAAGAGGAAGCAAGUGUAUGUUUAAAUGACUGAAAAAAGACCUGUACCAUUGUAGCAUAAGCUGCUUUAUAAAGAUAAAUUAAGUUUGGCAAAGGAUGAAAGUGGUCGUAUUUAAAUAGAUGAAAUAAAGAAAGUUUUAAAGGAAGAAGAAAUUCAUAACAGGUCAAAAGGAAGAGAGGACAAUAAGACUCAGAAAGAGGAGUUAAAAUAAGAUGGGGAUAAAAAAGAAAUUGAUUUUAAGGAAAAAGCAAGAAAAGCUAAAGAUCAUGCUCUCCAAAAAGCUGCUUCCAAAGGAAUGAAGUAAGCUAAUUCUGGAGGAGGUGUAGUAUUCUGCUUUGCUAGAUCUGAAUGCACAGAUAUUCCCAAUCAACUACCAGAGACAUUGGAGUUUACCACAGGUGAAGAAAAAGGAAAAAUAAAGAAUUUCUUGAAGUCAAAACUUCAAAGAUUGAGUGAGCUUGACAGGGAACUACCAUAAAUUAAGAGUAUCAAGGGACUUUUAGUUAGAGGAAUAGGUAUUCAUCAUGCUGGUAUGCUUCCAAUUGUGAAAGAACUUGUUGAAAUUUUGUUUUCUGAUGGUUUUUUGAAGGUAAUUUUUGCUACUACCACCUUUGCUAUUGGUCUAAAUAUGCCAGCCAGAAGUGUUUUCUUUACUAAAAUUAUGAAAUGGAAUGGAAAUGAAUCUGCCUUGCUUGAAACAAGUGAAUAUUUAUAAAUGGCUGGAAGAGCUGGAAGAAGAGGAAAGGAUCAGUUUGGAACAUGUAUACUUAGCAUUGAUAGAACUUUUGGGCAGGUCCCUAAGUUAGAUUAAUUUGAGCAAAUAUUGGCAAAUCAAGGAGACAGGCUAGAAUCAAAGCUAAGACUAAGUUAUCAGUUUGCCUUGAAUGUUGUUUAGUCAGACGAUCUUGUGAUCAAUGAAGUCCUCAAGCAAUCUUUCUUUGAAAAUGAGAAUGAGAAAGAGAGAGUGAUUACUUAAGAUAAAGUUCAAAAACUUCAAAUUAAAAUCUAGAGAGCCCAGUAUAUUGAGUGUGAAUGUGCUUCAGUUGAUGAAUUAUAGACUGUUCACGGCAUUUAUUAGGGACUUUGCGAUGUCAAUAGAAGAAUUUUCACUGUGCAAAGAAAGGACUUUGUUUAAAUGGGAAUCAUUCAAGUUAUCACUCCAAGAUUUGUAUUCUAAAACUUGGUAGUAAUUUAAGAAUGGACUGAGAAUAAGGAUGAAUUGAUUUGCCUUUAUAUCAAUCAAAAUUACCGAGAAUCUAAUCUCUAUUCUGAAUAUGAGUAACUCUUUGAAAACACAAGAUUGAAUUUUAAGGGAUUCAAUUAAAAUAAUGUGUACUACGAACUUGUCACAAUUAACAUUAGAAAUGUUGUUAAACUCUAUUCCAAUGUAAUUAAAUUAAGUUCUAAAGUCAACUUGGGAAGAGGAGGAUAAAUUCCAGUCGGACCUUUGAAAGAUAUAAUCUUCCAAUUUCUUGAUAUGAGAAUAUUCCAAGAAUGGAAGCUAGGUCCAAUGACAAACAAAGAAGUUAAGGAACAAAAAGUUCUAUUAGAUUCAAUUAAUUAAUUCAAGUGCAUAAAAUGUCCAAAAAUUAGUGCCCACUUGACUUAAAUUGCUUGUCUAGAUUCAUUUACGUUUGACCUUGUGAACUGCAAAUCUUUAUUAGAUGAUAAAGAUCUUGAAAAAUCAAAUGAUUUUUCUUCAAAAAUUAAUGUUUUAAUGCACUACGGCUAUUUAGAUAAAGGCUUAAAUUAGAAUUUCAAAGGCAGAGUGUUCCAGACUUUCUCUACAAAUUAGUUUUUGCUUACUGAAUUAAUAUUCUCAGGUCUAUUGAUAGAUUUAUCGGAUGAGGAAUUAAUUGCACUUAUAUCAACACUUGAAACAUAGAAUAGAUCAAAAGUGGAUGAAUCUGAGGCUAAAAUAAGUGAGUCAUUCUAGGCAGCUUUAAACUUCUUGGUUUCUGAAGCUGAGAAAUUUAUGUAGGCUGAAAGAGAAUUUAAGGUAUCAGGAGCGAAUGAUGAUAUUACUAAAUUACUGUGUUUGUAGUACUAUGAGAUUCUUUAUCACUGGGCUAGCUAGAAAUCAUUUGCAGAAGUUGUCAAGAUUUAGAAAGUAGAUGAAGGAAAUAUCGUCAAAGUUGUUUAGAAUGUAGCUAGGUUACUUACUCACAUGAAAAAUGCUGCAAGAGUAAUUGGAGAUGGCCAACUAGCUCAGAGAAUGGAUAACUGUGCAGUUUUGAUCAAAAGAGAUAUCAUAUUUACACCUAGUCUUUAUCUUGAGUGA